Molecule: messenger RNA, 999 nt
Organism: Arvicanthis niloticus (Nile rat)
Lineage: Eukaryota; Metazoa; Chordata; Mammalia; Rodentia; Muridae
Product: serine protease 43-like
Biological process (GO): proteolysis
Molecular function (GO): serine-type endopeptidase activity
Source: RefSeq, a predicted model, not a curated record
AUGGGUGGCCUGGGGGGGGGGGGGAACAGGGGCGGCUUCCUAGCCCUCCUGGUCUGGCUUCAGCUUCUUCAACCUCUGUUCAGUGGCACUUACAAACCCAGGGAGGAUUCCGGAGGGAUACACAGGCCCCCGAGGCCCCCGAGGCCCCGGAGGCCCCGGAGUAAUCCAGAGGCCCCAGCACAGCAGAGCCUAUUGAAACCCCCGAGUAUUUCUAUUUCGCAUCCUUCGGUCGUUCCGGUGUCUCUAGACCAGACUGAGACUCCAGAAUCAGGGCCUCCUUCAACCACCACAACCAAAAUAAUCUUGGAAUCCAGGAGGAGCUCUCCAGGAGGACCGUUUUCUCCAGACACUUGCGGCCAUAGAACUAUGGAGAUAAAUCAUGGAAGUUUAUCUGCAGGGAGGAAGUGGCCUUGGCAGGGGAGCCUGCAGAGUAAAGAUGAACAUGUAUGUGGAGGCUCCCUCAUCAGCCAUCAACGGGUGUUGACUGCAGCCCACUGCAUAUAUGAGCGGGAGAAGUAUAUGGCCAUGCUGAGUGACAACGCGUUGCAUUCUGAAUCUGAAAAUGUGACCCUGGUCCCAGUCCGAGACGUCAUUUACCCUUCUGACUUUGACAUUCAGACCAUGAGGAGUGACAUCGCCCUUGCUCUGCUCUACUUCCCCGUGAAUUACUCCUCGCUCAUCCAGCCCAUGUGUCUUCCCGGAAAGCCCUUCCAAGAGCCAUUGCUCAGAGAGUGUCCAAGUUUUCAUAGGAGCUUUUCACAGGGAGAUUCUGGGAACCCCCUUGUGUGUGAAUCUGACAACACAUGGACCCAGGUGGGGAUCAUGAGCUGGGGCAGCAGCUGCGGUCAAGUCCCUGUGCCCUCAAUUUACACUGACAUCACUGAGUACAAUCAAUGGGUCAGAUAUGUUUUAAGUCAGGCUUCCCAUAUGGAUUCCAUGGGAGUCUUGGUCCUAUACCUGUCUCUGAUGCUACACCUGGCCCUCCUGGUAGCUCUGUGA